AUGCGCAGGCGGCGCCGUAGCAGGCGCGGCGGCGGGAACGCGGCGACGAGACGUCGCGGCGGAGGGACGGGCAGGCGGCGACGAGGCGUCGCGGCGGCAGGAUGCGCAGGCGGCGCCGUAGCAGGCGCGGCGGCGGGAACGCGGCGACGUGACGUCGCGGCGGAGGGACGGGCAGCGGGCAGGCGGCGACGAGGCGUCGCGGCGGCAGGAUGCGCAGGCGGCGUCGAAUCAGGCGCGGCGGCGAGAAGGGGAGGCGGCGACAGGGGGUCGCGGCGGGGGGGAGGAGGGGACAGCGGCGUUGCGCUCGCGGCGGUGGAAUCCGCAGGCGAGGAAGGGGGGGGGAACGGCGGCGCGCCUGCUACGGCCACAGGAGAAGAGCUAUCGGGCAGUGGCGCUGGACUGCCUGCACCGCCUCGUGCACUUCUACCUCAGCGUGGCAUAACGAAGCAGCUGAUGACGAGUCUGAAGAAGGGCGUGCUAUCGCAGGACAUGCAGCACGACCGCCUCGUGGACCUGUGCGUCACCGUGGCCGCCACGGACCUCGAGUUCGCCAUGAACCACAUGGUCAUCGAGCUGCUGCGCACUGACGGGCUGGGGGAGGCCAAGGUGGUGGGACUGCGUGCGCUACUAGCAGUGGUGGAGAACGCCCUGCACCAGUCCAACGCAGCCACCCUCAUGGCCCCCGACCGCAAGUCCUCCGCUCUUGCUGGCUCUGCCAAACCCCUCGGCACCACUCGCCAAGCCCCCCACGUGCCCUUCUUCGGGGGACCAGGGGGAGGCGGAGGAGGAGGGGGGCUUCCCCCUGGACUCCCCGCCCCCCAGAUGUCUCAGCAGCAGCAGAUGCUCAUGCAGCAGCAGAAGCAGCAGCAGCUGCAGAAGCAGCAGGGAGCAGGGGCGGCGGGGCAUGCGGCGCAUCUGAGUUCACGGUUUGGGUCGGUGGAUUAUGGGAGGCUGGGUGUGGGGCCGGCGGAGACGGCGGUGAUGGCGCCGCACAUGCCUCGUGUGCGCGCUGCUCUGGGGGCGAUCAUCAAGCAGUGCCAUGCGGCGUUUGGGUCGCUGCUGCUCAUUACGCCCAAGACCACCAUUGACAUGAUGUCGAAGGACAAGGUGCAGAGCUGGCAGGUGUUCAAGUGGGCAUUACGCUGCAUGCCGCACCUCAUCCCGGAGCAGUGGCGCAACGACAAGAUGACCGAGAUCAUCCCCGUCUACGCCAUCUCCAUCGACCCCCACGUGCGCGACGAGGCCGUGCAAGUGCUCUUCCGCACCGUCCGCGACCUGCCGCAGUGCCGCUUCCCCAUCCUGCGAGGCAUGGCAAACUUCAUUCUGAAGAUCCCGGACGAGUAUCCCCACCUCAUCCACUCCUCGCUCGUCUGCCUCGUCCAGUUACUCAACGCCUGGCGGAUUUGCCUCGCGUAUGAAGCCUCCUCCUCUGCCGCUGCUUCCGGGCACGGACCCGGGGGUCCUCUUGCUGGUGCGGGGGCCGGGGGGGGAGCGGGGGGAGGGCCUGGAGGGGCGGAUUUGCUCGCCCGGACCCGGCAGGUGCUGGCGGCGCAUGGGGGGGAUGACGGGCUGAGGUUUGACCCGUCGGGGAUGGACGCAGUGGGGUUGAUUUUCCUGUGCUCCGCGGAUAACAAGAUCCGGAGGACGGCGCUGGAGCUGCUGCGGAACGUGCGCGCGCUGCAGCGCGACCUGGCGAGGCUGUUUGCGGCGGGAGGGGAGCAGCAGGUGGAGGAGGACCCACCGACUACCGAGCAGCAGGUGGAGGAGGACCCGCCCACCACGUAUAUCAUUGACAUUAUGGAGGAGACCGGGCGGGAAGUCUUUGGUGUGUCAACUCUAAAGCUUCUCCCUUCGUCCCCUUUGCACCAAUCCACGCCCCCACCCACCCACCCCCUUCCCCCCACAGGAGGAGGUGGUGAGCAAGUGCUACUGGGACAGCGGCAAGUGGCACGAGCUGCAGCCGGAGAGCGAUGCAGAGGCGCUGCAGGAGGUGACGCUGCAGCAUAUCCUCGAGGGCGCCGACCAGGCGCGCUGGGGGCGCUGCCUCAGCGAUACCCCUCUCCCCUCCCAUCUUCCCAGCUUCUUCCUCUCUUUCCCUCCUUUCCCGCACCCCCCCACCCCCCAUUUUCUCUCCCUUCCCUCACCUCCUUGUGGCUUUCCCCUCCUCUCUUCUUCCCCCCUCCUCCCCCCUCCUUCCCCCAACAGGAGGAGGUGGUGAGCAAGUGCUACUGGGACAGCGGCAAGUGGCACGAGCUGCAGCCGGAGAGCGAUGCGGAGGCGCUGCAGGAGCUUCCUCCUCUCUUUCCCUCCUUUCCCGCACCCCCCCACCCCCCAUUUUCUCUCCCUUCCCUCACCUCCUUGUGGCUUUCCCCUCCUCUCUUCUUCCCCCCUCCUCCCCCCUCCUUCCCCCAACAGGAGGAGGUGGUGAGCAAGUGCUACUGGGACAGCGGCAAGUGGCACGAGCUGCAGCCGGAGAGCGAUGCGGAGGCACUGCAGGAGGUGACGCUGCAGCACAUCCUGGAGGGCUCCGACCAGGCGCGCUGGGGGCGCUGCCUCAGCGAGCUCGUCAAGUACUGCGCCGAGCUCUGCCCCUCCUCCGUGCAGGGCGCCAGGCUGGAAGUGGUGGCGCGAAUGACCCCACUCUCCCCUGCUGACUCCUCCGCAAAGGCGGGGGCGGGGGGAGACGGGGACACGAAGCUGGAGCAGUGGCAGCUGUACGCCAUGUUUGCAUGCGCGUGCCCACCGGAGGAUGCACCUGACGGUGGAGAGCAGAGCAUCAAGGAGCUCGUGCGCCUCGUGCUGCCCAUGGCCCGUUCGGGGGCUGAAUCCUCUGUGUACGCGGCGACGGUGGCGCUGGGGCAUGCUCAUGCGGGCAUCUGUGAGGCGAUGCUGACGGAGCUCAUGAUGUGGGUGGAGGAGCUGCUCGCAGAGAUCGAGCAGCGCAAGUGGAAGAACCAGAAGGUGCGCAAGGAGGACAUGCGGGUGUUCAUGGCGCAAGUCUACCGCCUUGUAGCUGAGAACCUCUGGCCGGGCGUGCUGCCCCAGCGACCCUGGCUGCGGCAGCUCUUCCUCAAGUUCAUGGACAGCACCGCGCAGCACGUCUCCAAGGAAACCGGGGACGCGUUUCUCGACGCGCAGCCGCUGCGCUUUGCGCUCUGCUCUGUUGUCCGCUGCCUGUCCAUCGAGCUCAACGGGUGCGCGUCGAAGCGGUUCGACAUAAAGCUGCGGCGGCAGCUGUUUGAUCUGAUGGCGUCGUGGUGCGAUGAAGCGGGUGGGCUGGAGAGCAUGACGAGCGAGUUCCGGCGGGAGGUGGAGAGGACGAAAGCGGCGGCCAUGGCGCGGACGAAAGAUGCGGCGGAGAGAGCGGCCGUGGAGAAGGAGCUCAACGAGCAGGCAGAUGCCAUUCAUGGUAUGGCGAUGCAGGCGCUGGCAGCGCUGCUGCACGGGCCAUGCUUCGACGAGGGUCUGAGAAAGAUGUCUGGCAAGGCAGUCACAUGGAUCCGCUCCCUCAUGGAGUCCGCUGCAGGCACCGGCCAGGCCGCAGCCGGCAUGGGCGGCAUGGGCAUGGGCAUGGGAAUGGGGAUGAUGGGCAUGGGCAUGGGUAUGGGUAUGAUGGGCAUGGGCAUGGGCAUGGGUGGGUCGCCUCGGGAUGUGUUUAACAGGAGGAAGGGCGGCGAGGGCGGGCAUGGGAAGGGCGUGGGAAACAGGGAGUGGAGGAGCUUGUUUGGGUCCCCGUCAUGGCGGUCCAUGCUGGGGAGAGAGGCGCUGCUGAAUCUGCUCAAGACGAAUCCUGACAUCGUGCCUGCUAUCAUUGACCAGUGCUACAACUCGGACUCGGAGCUGGCAAACGGGUACUUCACGGUGCUGGCAGAGGUGUACAUGCGCGAGGAGUGCCCACAGUGCGAGCUGCAUCGCCUGCUCUCGCUCAUCCUCUACAAGGUGGUGGACCCGUGUCGGAGCAUAAGGGACGACGCCCUACAGAUGCUGGAGACCAUGUCCAUGCGCGACUGGGCCGACUACACCUCCUCCUACUCCUCCUCUGCCGGCCGCUACCGCGCCGCCGUGGUGGGCUCGCUGCCCGACAGCUACCAGCAGUUCCAGUUCCAGCUGUCGGCCAAGCUGGCACACGAGCACCCCGAGAUGAGCGAGCUGCUGUGCGAGGAGAUCAUGCAGCGCCAGCUGGACGCUGUGAAUAUCAUUGCUCAACAUCAGGUGCUGACGUGCAUGGCGCCGUGGAUCGAGAACCUCAACUUCGCUGCUCUGUGGGACAGCGGGUGGAGUGAGCGGCUGCUCAAGUCGCUGUACUACGUCACGUGGCGCCACGGCGACCAGUUCCCCGAUGAGAUCGAAAAGCUCUGGUCCACCGUGGCCGCCAAGCGGAGGAACAUCAUCCCCGUUAUCAACUUCCUCAUCUCCAAGGGGUUGGAGGAUUGUGACAGUGCAGGAGGGGAGAUCACCGGAGCACUGGAGACCUACUUCAGUGUGGCCAAGCGCAUCAGCCUCUACCUCGCUCGCAUCUCCCCCCAGCAGACCAUCGACCACCUCGUGUACGAGCUCUCACAGCGCAUGUCAGAGGAGGAUGCAGUGGACGUCUCCUCCUCGGCUGACCAAUGGCAGGAGGACAUGUCAGAGAUCCUCAGAUUCUCCCACGGUUGCAAAUUGACCGACACGUCAGCAGCAGCGCUGGCAGCAGGAGCAUCCCCCCUCCCGCCCCUCCCCGGCCAAGUCGCAUCGGCACACGCACACCACCAGCAUCACCACCGCGCCACCACCACCACUGCCUUUGGCACUGUGCGCUCGCCCUUUGGCUCCUCCACUACCACUGCCUCUCCCGCUUCUUCUGACUUUCUCCGCUCCUCGCUCUCCUCCGCCUCCUCCUCUGCUGCUUCCACCCUUCGAUCCAACAGCAUGCACAUGAACCGCUCUCCCUUCGACACCCUCGGCACAUUCACAAUGGACUUCCCGAUCGCGCCGCUCCUCGAAACCACCCCUUCCGCGCCCCCCGCCGCCCCAGCCUCCGCCUCCAAGCCCUCCAACCCGGUCCCCAACGCCAUGCUCAUGCUCCCGCACGUCUGGCUAACCCGCGCCGACUUCGCCCUAAUCCUCCUCGCCGAAAUCGCGUACGAGAACGACGAGGAUUUCCGAGGGCACCUGCCGCUGCUGUUCCACGUGACGUUUGUGCUGAUGGACUCGAGCGAGGUGGUGGUGCUGGAGCAUGCGCAGCAGCUGCUCGUGAACCUGCUCUACACGCUCGCAGGGCGGCACCUGGAGCUGUAUGAUGCGCGGGACCAGAGCGAGGGCGAGUACAAGCAACAGGUGGUGAGUCUGAUAAAGUACGUGCAGUCGAAGAAAGGAAGCCUCAUGUGGCCCAACGAGGACAUAUCCCUCACGCACACCUGCAUCCCCUCGGCGACGCUGCUCACCUCCCUCAUGCACUCAGUCGUCGAUGCCAUCUUCUUCCAGAGCGACCUGCGCACGCGCUGGGGCGAGAAGGCCCUCAAAUGGCUCCUCGACAGCGCCUCCCAAUGCUUCCCAUAUACCUUACCUCUUGCUGCACCCACUGACCCCUUUCCCUUUCCCCCCAUUCCACCCCACCCCCUGCAUCCCCCCUCCUUCCCCCUACGUUUCCAUUGGCAGGUGGUGAGUCUGAUAAAGUACGUGCAGUCGAAGAAAGGAAGCCUCAUGUGGCCCAACGAGGACAUCUCCCUCACGCACACCUGCAUCCCCUCCGCCACGCUGCUCACCUCCCUCGUGCACUCAGUCGUCGAUGCCAUCUUCUUCCAGAGCGACCUGCGCACGCGCUGGGGAGAGGAGGCCCUCAAAUGGCUCCUCGACAGCGCCUCCCGCCACGCCGCGGCCCGCUCCCACCAGAUGUUCCGCGCUCUCCGCCCCCACGUCACCUCCGAUACCUGCCUGCUGCUCCUGCGGUCGCUCCAGCGCUGCUUUUCCAACCCGUCCCCGCCGAUUCUCGGGUUUGUGAUGGAGAUUCUGCUCACGAUGCAAGUGGUGGUGAAUUCCAUGGAGCCGGAGAAAAUGAUUCUCUACCCGCACGUCUUCUGGGGGUGCAUCGCGCUGCUUCACACAGACUACGUACACGUGUACACACACGCGUUGGAGCUCUUUGGAAGUGUCAUUGACCGGCUGUCGCUGCACGACCAGACGACCGAGAACAUUCUCCUCUCCGCCAUGCCGCUCCUCCAGGCGCAUUCCGGGCGGGGCGGAAGGGGAGGAGCAGGGAGCGGGAAGGACGAGGAGGGCGGGGGAGGGCAGGCGCAGCAGGGCGGGGGGCAGACACAGGCUCUAUCUCAGCAGCAGCAGGAGGUGGUAUCCGGGCUGCAGUUCCAGAAAGUGCAGCGACUAGUGCUGAAAGGGAUUCUCUCGGGAGUGUCCCACGGGGUGGCAAUCGACGUCCUUUCCAAGAUCACCAUGCGCUCGUGCGAUAGGAUUUUCGGCGAUGGGAACACGAGGCUGCUGGUGCAUGUGGUGGGGCUGCUGCCGUGGCUGUGUGUGCAGUUGCAGUACGGGGCGGAUGCGGCCAUGGGUCUGCUGGUGCUGUCGUCGCCGCUGCAGCAGCGGCUGGAUAAGGCGCGCGCUGUCGCGAUGAAGAUUGCCAAGUGGUGUGUGCAGUGCGACCUGCAGGCGCUAGCCGAUGUGUUCUUCUCAUACGCCAACGCCGUCACCCUCACAGUGGACGAGCUUCUCGAGAGCGUGGCGCCGCCCAUCUGCGCGCAGUGGUUCCCAGACCACACACUCUUAGCCCUAGGCCACCUGCUGGCCAUGCUGGAAAAAGGCCCCAUGGAAUACCACCAAAUGGUGCUGCUCAUCCUGCAAGCUCUCCUCCGCCGCACAUCCCUGGACGCCACACAAAGCCCCUUGCUGUACGCGUCUGUUUCGCGCUUGCUCGACAGCGGGCACUGCCGGGAGGAGGCGCUGGGGGUGCUGGAGGCGAUUCUGGAUAGCUGCGCUGCCACGAUCCACCGCCCGGCCGGCUCGGUUUCUGCUGCGGCUGCUGCGGCUGCGGCGGCGGCGGGGGGGGAUUAUUCGCCGGGGUUUUCGGCCGAGUUGCUGCCGUCGCCGGACCUGGCACUGAGGCUGACUCAGGAGGCGCUGGCUCGGGUGUUGGACUCGUAUGGAGGGGGCCGGCGCACUGGCAAGGAGGCUAAGCGGUUGGUGCCGUUUGUUGACGCGGGAGCUGGGGCUGGAGGGUCCACUGGGGGUGGGGGAGGGAGCGGUAUGCAUGGUGGCAGAAGGGAUUAG
Closterium sp. Naga37s-1 is the source of this 7257-nucleotide messenger RNA. Lineage: Eukaryota; Viridiplantae; Streptophyta; Zygnematophyceae; Desmidiales; Closteriaceae. The record is from the annotation of a GenBank genome assembly.